Messenger RNA from Alnus glutinosa, 1465 nucleotides. RefSeq lists its product as uncharacterized. The coding region runs from base 1 to 1308 and encodes 435 amino acids. Lineage: Eukaryota; Viridiplantae; Streptophyta; Magnoliopsida; Fagales; Betulaceae. The transcript has 10 exons. The record is from RefSeq and is a predicted model, not a curated record.
AUGGCGGACCAAGAGCUCGAUCCCUCCGCCCCUCCAUGUCUCUACCUGCUCUCAGCUUUUCUUGCCAUGGAACCCACCGACUCCUUGGUCACCUUGGCCAGGGUAUGCGGUGGAGGGUCGGUUACCGAGGGAGUGCAGAGGUUCAUUUGGGACCAUUGCGUAAGCAAAGGUGGUGGAAAAUUUCAUGUACCUUACUUGAAGAGUUUUCUAAAGAAGCUUAUAACUGAAGUUGAGCUGAACCAUGGUGUCGUUUUGGAUGAAUUAUAUGAACAGUAUGCUUAUUACAUGAUAUCAUUGAAGGAUGAUAAUUUGGUGAAAGGAAAUGCGAGGGUCUGCAAAUGCAUUUCGUAUCUUUUUCCUGAUGGUUGUUUUGAACUCCCAAGUUGUCCUAACUCAAAGAGAUUGGUGGUCCCACUACAAUGUUCACUCAACAUGCUUGAAGGAGAUACUGGAUGUUCAGUUUGGCCUUCCAGUCUUUUUUUGUCAGAAUUCAUACUUUCUUUUCCAGAAUUAUUCUCUAAUAAAUCAUGUUUUGAGGUUGGUUCAGGUGUUGGGUUGGUUGGCAUUUGUCUUGCUCAUGUGAAUGCGUCAAAGGUGACGUUAACUGAUGGUGACCUGUCGACCUUAAUGAACCUGAAAGUUAAUUUGGAGUCCAACAAUUUGAGCAUUGAAACUGAUGGGCCAGAAAGAACUACUGGAGAUCCAAAUAUGGUAAAAUGCAUUCAUCUGCCAUGGGAAUCUGCAUCAGAAAAGGAGCUCCAAGACUUGAGGCCUGAUGUUGUUUUAGGUGCAGACAUAAUAUAUGAUCCAGUAUGUCUCCCGCAUCUUGUUCGAGUACUUUCCAUUCUUUUGAACCAGAAUAAAUCAAUGGAUGGUAAAGUCAAUGGUAUUAAUCAAGGGAAUGCUGAUGACAACUGUGAUGGAUUUGAUGGUAAAGUCAAUGGUAUUAAUCAAGGGAAUGCUGAUGACAACUGUGAUGGAUUUGAUGGUAAAGUGAAUGGUAUUAAUCAAGGGAUUGCUGAUGACAACUGUGAUGGAUUUGAUAGUAAAGUCAACGGUGGUAAUCAAGGGAAUCCUAGUGCUGAUUGUGAUGGCACUUCAAACUCUGGCUCAAGGGAAGGCCCUAUGGCUUAUAUUGCUUUUGUUAUUCGUAAUAUUAAUACGUUUAAUCAGUUUCUUUCUCUUGUAGGCCAAGCUGACAUUACCAUCACAGACCUAACUGAAACACAUAAGCCAAUCAAUUUGCUUCCUUACAUGCAGUCGUAUGAUAGAUCCCAAGUACGACUACUUGUUCUCUCAUGUAAAUAACUUCAUUUAAUUUUUUAAUUCUUUCACAUGUGGGGCUUUUUGGCUUGUUCCCACUCACGUGAAAGAAAUUUUUUGUUGCAUUUCUCGUCUGUUGCUUUGUUACAUCAUGGGAUACCAAUAUCUUAUUACUUACCGGAGAUCUUGAAUUGUUGUUUUC